CUCCCCCGCCCACUUCUUGGGCUUCCAGCACGCACCAGAAAGGGGUUCCGAGGCGGUCCUGGCUAGUGGGGUGGAGCCUUCAGUCUCCAACCCGGACCGCGAGACUCCACCCGCCUCAGGGCACAGCUGCUCCGAGCCCACCUGUCCAGGUCCCCAUCCCGGCCUUGGCAAUGACCCUGGCAGCUUCCUCCCAGCGCUCCCAAAUCAUCCGCUCCAAGUUCCGAUCUGUCCUCCAGCUUCGGAUCCACAGACGGAAUCAGGACCCGACCUCAGAUUCAGAUCCGUGGAUCUCAGCCUCAGGCCCGGCUCUGGCCCCAGCUUUGCCCUCGGUUCCCGCCUCUUUCCUUUUCAGCCCUGGGGUCCUGCUCCCUGAGACAGAGUAUUGUACUUGGAGGUCCCCAAAGAAGGAGUCUCCCAAGAUCUCUCAACGCUGGAGUGAGUCCAAGCCCAGAGGAAACUUAACGUACCACCAGUACAUGCCCCCGGAACCAAGACAAGGGUCCAGGGCAGACCCCCAAGUUGAAAGGUCAGCCCUGGGCCCCCAGGGGCCGCCUCUGUGGGAAGGGACAAACUCACAGCAGCUACAUCCUAGGAUGAAGCCCACUCCUCUCACUCCCUUCCAACCAGGAGUCCCCAGCCCUUCUCCUCCUCCACACAAGUUGGAACUUCAGACACUUAAACUGGAGGAGCUGACGGUCUCAGAGCUCCGGCAGCAGCUGCGCCUGCGGGGCCUCCCAGUGUCCGGCACCAAGUCGAUGCUCCUGGAGCGCAUGCGCGGCGGCGCCCCGCCCCGCGAGCGGCAGAAGCCGCGGCGCGAGGAUGGCGCGGCGGGUGCUCCCUGGCCGCGCCUCAGGUCCAAGACCCUGGGAACCUCCCGGCGGCAGGGCACGGUCAAGUCGAAUCCCGCGACUCUCAAGCCGUCCCUUCCUCGAGCGGCGGAGAGCUUUGUGACCGCUCCGGCCCCGCCUCCACCUCCACCUCCGACCACAGCCCUGACGCCUUCCUUAGCGCCCCUGACGCUGGAAGAGGAGCUGCAAGAAGCCAUCCGGAGGGCGCAGUUGCUUCCGAAUCGGGGCAUUGAUGACAUCCUGGAGGACCAGAUGGAGCCUGAGGACCCGCUGCCCCCCAUUCCCCUGGACUUCCCGGGCUCCUUCGACGUGCUGUCUCCCUCCCCGGACUCUGAAGGCCUCUCAUCUGUCUUCUCCUCUUCACUUCCAACCCCGACGAACUCCCCAUCCACCUCUCCCAGAGGCCCCACGGAUUCCUUGGACUGGUUAGAGGCCCUGAGUGGGGGUCCCCCACUGGGCUCUGGCCCUCCAGCCCCCAGCAUCUUCUCUGCUGACUUAUCUGACUCCAGUGGCACCCGGCUGUGGGACCUGCUGGAGGAUCCAUGGUGAUGGGUUCUGGAGUUUUCCUGGGACCCAGAACUGGUGGGGGUGGAGGUCGCAAAGAGACUCCAGGAAGGGAAAUGGCACAACUAGUGGAGCCCCUCCCACCACAGACACAGGAUCAGAGACAACCCCCAUCCCAAUCUGGCUCCUAACUGCUGCUGACUUGCCAAAUGCCUGAACUUUGCCUUCUUAUGAUCCCUACCCCCUCUAUGGUUGUAUGGUUGGGGACGUAGGUUCAUUUGCUGCUGCCCAGGGCAAACAAGCUGCUUUCUGCUUC
Molecule: messenger RNA, 1668 nt
Organism: Sciurus carolinensis (gray squirrel)
Lineage: Eukaryota; Metazoa; Chordata; Mammalia; Rodentia; Sciuridae
Gene: Mamstr
Product: MEF2 activating motif and SAP domain containing transcriptional regulator
Exons: 10
Coding region: 171-1397 (408 amino acids)
Biological process (GO): regulation of transcription by RNA polymerase II
Cellular component (GO): nucleus
Molecular function (GO): transcription coregulator activity
Source: RefSeq, a predicted model, not a curated record